This is a messenger RNA of Fusarium redolens, 1260 nucleotides long. RefSeq lists its product as uncharacterized. Lineage: Eukaryota; Fungi; Ascomycota; Sordariomycetes; Hypocreales; Nectriaceae. The record is from RefSeq and is a predicted model, not a curated record. The coding region runs from base 1 to 1260 and encodes 419 amino acids. Gene Ontology annotation, molecular function: FAD binding; monooxygenase activity. The transcript is spliced from 2 exons.
AUGAAGCAAACAAAGGCCAUCAUCAUUGGCGGAGGACCCGCGGGCAUUGCAACCGCUCUACGUUUACACCAGAAAGCAAACGUGAAGUGCACAAUCUAUGAACUUCGACCAGAGCCUUCCACACUGGGAAGCGCCAUCGGCAUCAUGCCAAAUGGCCUUCGCCUGCUUGAUCGUUUGGGAGUUUACUCGGAGCUCAAGGAGCGCGGAAGCAGUCACUCAACCAUGACUAUACACUCCAUCAACGGAGGGAUACUGGGUCAGAGAGACAUGGUUGCUGAAGCGAGAGAGCAAACUGGAUAUGGAUAUAUGCGAAUCAAGCGAACUGAUCUACAGGACACCCUGUUGAAAACGGUCGAUAAAGCUGGUAUCGCGUUGUACUACAACAAGUCUCUCACCUCCAUCACAGAAUCAGUAGAUUCAGUCACCGUGACCUUCUCUGACGGAACAAGCGAAACAGCAGACUUGAUCCUUGGAUGCGAUGGGAUUCACUCUGCCGUACGACGCCUACAUGUCGAUCCAGAACAGGUACCUGUAUACACAGCGAUGUCAGGCCUCGGCGCUCUGGUCCCAAGUUCUUGUGUUUCGGAGGCAGCUCGACAAGAAAUGAGAGGCCUGAAUGUCACAAUGACUCAGGAAGGUAUGUUUGGCGUCAUGACAUGUACUGCUUCCGACGAUGAGAUUCUUUGGUUUCUGUCCAAAGAAGUUCCGCUUCCAGACUCUGAGAACGCCCGUAACGGAUGGGAACUUCAUCGACGGGAGGAAGUGGAGGGAUUCAAGACUCAACUUCACGACACUUUGAAGGUUGCUGGUGGAGAAUGGGGGAGUAAACUGCGAGAGCUGAUCAGCAAUACUACUGCCGUCAAGUUCUACCCGAUCUACAAGUUACCUACCGGAGGAAGAUGGUACAAAGGAAGAACUCUUCUGCUUGGCGAUGCCGCACAUGCCAUGCCUCCUCACGCAGGACAAGGUGUGUCGAUGGCAUUUGAAGACGCGUUUCUCCUUGCGCGACUUCUAGAGAAGGAACAGUCACUCGAGGAUACAUUCAAGCAGUUUGACGACACCCGAAGGCCAAGAGUUGAGGAUAUUGCAAACAGAUCCUCUGGCAAUGCCAAAUUGAGAAGAAAGACAGGGCCGUGGGGUUUAUGGCUGAAGGAGACGGGACUCUGGCUGUUUUUGCAAGGUGCCUGGGCUUUUGGUAUGGAUCGAUGGGGAUCAGAGACCCAGCAGAUGGUAUACGAUAUUGACAAAGUCAGCAUUUGA